Metarhizium brunneum ARSEF 3297 is the source of this 2604-nucleotide messenger RNA. It is a transcript of the gene CSC1, whose product is annotated as Calcium permeable stress-gated cation channel 1. Gene Ontology annotation, molecular function: calcium-activated cation channel activity. The record is from RefSeq and is a predicted model, not a curated record. Gene Ontology annotation, cellular component: plasma membrane. Lineage: Eukaryota; Fungi; Ascomycota; Sordariomycetes; Hypocreales; Clavicipitaceae.
AUGGGGCCGGAGAAUAACGGCUGUUCUCGGGAGGAACUCAUCGCGCCCAGGAGCCAGACCAUCAAUGACCUCAAGCUGCAGCUCGUCUUGUCCCUUGUCCUGGGAGUCUCAGCUUUCAUUACCUUUUGUAUACUUCGCCCACGAUGGCCGUCGCUCUACGCGGCUCGCGAGCGCCGCCUCGACCCCAAGAUCAAUCUGCCGGCGUUGUCGAAUUCAUUUUUCGGAUGGAUCCCGCAGUUAUACAGAAUCAGCGAAAACCAAAUAUUGGCAGCUGCGGGAUUGGAUGCGUUUGUGUUUUUGGCAUUUUUCAAAAUGGCUAUCCGACUCUUUUCCAUCAUGGCGUUUUUUGCGAUAGUGGUUUUAGAGCCAAUUAAUAUAAGCUACCGAGGAAACGAGACCUGGCUUAAUCCGAACAAGCCGGAGCACGAUGGACGCGACCGAGAUUUAUUUGGUUCAUCACAAAUACUGUAUGGAAACGGCCUUGACGUGCUCAAAGAUAACGACGAGGACAAGAGCAACGAGAAACCCUACUUGUGGGCAUAUGUCAUUUUUACGUAUUUCUUUGUAGCUGUUACGCUAUAUUCGAUUAAUUGGGAGACGUUUCGGAUCGUCGACCUCAGGCAAAGGUAUUUGGGCUCGCAGUCGACAGUAACGGAUCGAACUUUCCGUCUUACAGGUAUACCGAUCAAGCACAGGUCCGAAGAAAAGCUCAAAGACUUGAUUGAAAAGCUCGAUAUUUGCCUUGUGGAUUCCAUCACAUUGUGCAGGGACUGGAAGUAUCUCGAUCAGUUAGUUCGGCAUCGAGACUUACUAUUGCGGAAGCUAGAAGCUUCCUGGGCAAAGUAUCUCAAAAUUCAAGAAUCAUCAACGCAACAUAGUGAUGCAACCCAGACACAGAACGUGGACGAUGAUACAGUCGGUCAAGUCCGCGGCAUAAAUAGGGACGAGGAGUCUGCCGAGAAUGCCCGGCUUCUCUCAAGCCAGCAAGACCAGCCGUAUAUGUUUGCCGGCGACCGACCUCAGGUGUCUAUUCGAUACGGUCCACUGCUUCUCCGAAGCCAAAAUGUUGAUGCAAUCGACUACUACGAGGAGAAGCUGCGCCGGCUCGACGAGCAGAUUGUCCAAGCUCGGAAGAAGGAAUACGAACCUACGGACAUGGCCCUCGUCACUGUGGAUUCAGUCGCAUCUUGUCAGAUGGUUAUCCAGGCUAGAAUAGAUCCUCGACCUGGUAGAUUCUUGACCAAGCCAACCCCCUCGCCUUCCGACCUGGUGUGGAAGAAUACCUACGCCUUGCGCGGCAUCCGUCGACUGAAAGCAUGGGCCAUCACACUCUUUAUCACGGUGUUGACGCUCGUCUGGAUAUUUCCCACGGCAUUCCUAGCGUCCUUGUUAAGCAUAUGCACUAUUGAUCGGGUCUUGCCAAAAUUUGCCGCGUGGCUGAGUGACCAUACUGUCAUCAGGUCAUUCAUUCAGAACAGCGCGCCGACGCUGAUCGUCUCGUUGCUCAACGUUUCAGUCCCAUACCUCUAUGACUGGCUUUCAAACCACCAAGGCAUGGUAUCGCAAGGAGACGUGGAGCUGUCUGUCAUCUCCAAGAAUUUCUUCUUUACGUUUUUCAACACCUUCUUCGUGUUUGCGGUUUCGAGAACUGGAUUCGAAUUCUUCAACGUACUGAGGCGUUUUCUUAAAGAUACAAGCCUGAUACCCCGGAUUAUUGCCCGUGACGUGGAGGAUCUUUCGCUGUUCUACACAUCCUUCAUCAUUCUGCAGGGAAUUGGUCUCAUGCCCUUUCGAAUACUUGAAGUCGGAAGUGUAUUUCUCUUCCCAAUAUCUCGGUGGCUCUCCUCCACGCCCCGCGAUUUUGCUGAAUUACAGAAGCCCCCAAAAUUUCAGUACGGCUUCUAUCUACCGACUGCGCUGCUUGUGUUCAACCUGUGUAUCAUCUACAGUGUUCUACUAAACGGAGAAAUAAUUCUCAUCUUCGGCAUAAUUUACUUUGGGCUGGGGUACUUUACAUUCAAGUAUAUGCUGCUGUAUGCUAUGGAUCAACCCCAACAUGCUACGGGCGGUGCGUGGCGUAUAAUCUGCUACCGCAUAGUCAUUGGCCUUCUGGUUUUCGAGACAGUCAUGGUCGGGCAAAUAGCCUCUUCUAGGGCAUUUGUGCAGUCUGUUGCAGUCUUGCCACUGAUUCCAUUUACGAUCUGGUAUAGCUACUACUUUAACCGACGAUUCGAGCCUCUGACAAGAGUGAUUGCGCUAAGAGCGAUUCGAAAUGGGCGAGAGCAAAACGGCGAGGGCGAACAAGCUGUAGAAGAUGAGGCCUCGGAUGAUGAUGGUCCACAUUUUCAGCGCCAAAUCCUGAGAAGGGGAAGCACUCUAGACGAGUUCAAAGAGAGAGGCUUGACGUUUGUCAACCCAAGCUUAGUUACUCCUUUACAACUUCCAUGGAUCUACCAUGAUCCACCGGCGCUAGCCGAUGAUGAUGUUACGACGGAGGGCGAUCGUUCGUCCCAAGGCCGUCCUACUCUGAUCCUACCGAAUGCAGACAGCUCGUUGGGUAUUGGAGAGGAUAAUGUAUGGGUAGACAGCACACAAAGAUCUUGA